GUGAAUAGAUUGCUCUUGUCAGAUCUUGUAAUACUGCAUUGGUUUCUUGUGCAGAUGUCAGUAGAUCUUAAGAGAGGAGAAACUCUUCCGAUCCAUAUAAAUGUGACUUUUCCUUCAUUACCCUGUGAAGUCUUAAGUGUGGAUGCAAUUGACCUUUCUGGUAAACAUGAAGUGGACUUGGAUACUAACAUUUGGAAGCUCCAUGUGGAUAGCGAGGGUCACAUUUUGGGUACUUCCGAGUUCUUAACAGAUCUUGUUGAGAAGGAGCACUCAACACAAGAGCAUGAUGGUGAUAAAGAUCAUCAUGAGGAUUCCUCCCACAAGAAGCAUGACCAAGGUGUUAGUUUUGACACUGAUGCGAAGAAAAUGAUUGAGAAUACGAAACAGGCAAUUGAAAAAGGUCAAGGUUGCAGGGUAUUUGGUGUACUAGAUGUGCAAAGGGUCGCUGGUAAUUUCCAUAUAUCCGUCCAUGGUUUGAACAUUUUGGUAGCCCAGCAGAUUUUUGGGGUAUCAUCAAAUGUAAAUGUUAGUCACGUGAUUCAUGAUUUGUCAUUUGGUCCCAAGUAUCCUGGCAUCCAGAAUCCACUAGAUGGAACCACUCGUAUUUUGCAUGAAGCUAGUGGAACUUUCAAGUAUUAUAUCAAGAUUGUCCCAACAGAGUAUCGGUACCUAAAUAAAGAUGUUUUGCCCACAAAUCAAUUUUCUGUGGCCGAGUAUUUUGUUCCCCUAAAGGACGCAGACAGGUCCUGGCCAGCUAUAUUCUUCUUGUAUGAUCUCUCUCCUAUCGCGGUGACCAUAAAGGAAGAACGACGUAGUUUUCUACAUUUCAUCACUCGGCUCUGUGCAGUGCUUGGUGGUACAUUUGCUCUUACAGGAAUGCUUGAUAGGUGGAUGUUCAGAUUCCUCGAGUCCUUCGCCAAACCAAAAGCUCGAAGCACCAUGCGGUGAUUGUUUCGACUGUUCAACUGAGAAGUUUACUCUUAUUGUCGUUCAUCGCCCUUUCAGGAAUGAGCAAAUUCACCAGGUCGGGCUGAUUUAUGUUACAGAGGGUUUUUUGCUAUCUAUAUAUUUAACUACUGGGUUUUGGUUGUAGUUUUAUUGAUUUUUGUGCAAUAUUUCCCAUUUGUUUUGGAUAGUUUUCUAAGUACCCAUUCUCCAAACCUGAGUUGUUAUUAAACUUUUUGUAGAAUGUCAAUUGUCGCUUAUUAUUGCAGGGAUUAGAGAUUU
Dendrobium catenatum is the source of this 1227-nucleotide messenger RNA. RefSeq names its product endoplasmic reticulum-Golgi intermediate compartment protein 3. The record is from RefSeq and is a predicted model, not a curated record. Bases 55 to 948 code for a protein of 297 amino acids. The transcript is spliced from 9 exons. NCBI's taxonomy places the organism in Eukaryota, Viridiplantae, Streptophyta, Magnoliopsida, Asparagales, Orchidaceae. Gene Ontology annotation, cellular component: COPII-coated ER to Golgi transport vesicle; endoplasmic reticulum.